AUGACAACACCAUCACCCCAACCUCCUGCUUCUUCAGCCACGGAUACAUACCCCUACCCACCCCACCACUCCUUCNCCNCCUUCUACACCCUCCAACCAAACCAAAGCACCCUAACCCGCCAACUCCACCUCUGGUCCCACCUAAUCCAAUCCUACUGCCGUUUCCACAAAACCUUCCAUCUCUCCAUCUCUUCCUCCUCUACCUCUCCCCUUUUCAGCAACNCAAAAAUCCACCGUUCGCUCUCAGCCCCCGACAUCAAAAGAAUCAUCGACUACAUGAGCACCGCAGAAGGCGAAAACAGAGCAGAAUGGCAAGGCAAAGAACGCACAACGGCAUGGAUAUGGUGGAAGAGUGCCAAUGAGUGGGCAGAGCAGAUUGCAAAGUGGGUGGAUGAGACGGGGCAAAAGGGUGUCGUGUUGACGAUAUAUGAAUUGAGAGAAUCGGAGGCGGUGGAGAAGCAGGAGUGGGUGGGUAUGGAUGAGGAGAUGCUGAGGAGGUGUUUGGAUGUUUUGGUCAAGAAGGGGAGGGCGCAGGUGUUUGGGCAGCAGGAUGGGAGUGGUGUCAAGUUUUUCUGA
This is a messenger RNA of Aureobasidium vineae, 576 nucleotides long. NCBI's taxonomy places the organism in Eukaryota, Fungi, Ascomycota, Dothideomycetes, Dothideales, Saccotheciaceae. The record is from the annotation of a GenBank genome assembly.